AUGAUGUUAGAUGUUGUUAGAGAGACGGUAGAGGGAGUAGCGGGGAGUCGGACGGAGGAGGAGGAGGGAGAGGGAGGCUUGGCACUAGGUAUGGCGUUGUCGGUGGUUUUCCAAUGCCGUUACCGUAUUGGUUUAUGGGAGAGGGAUGGCUUCGUUGCCGCAGUAACGUUUAGUGCCAAGCGAUGCGAUGUUAGUAGGGUUCGCAGCGCACAAGGUGAGCUCUCAUGUUACCCUCCCUAUUGGAGGUGGGCGUUUUGCCUAAGAUAUGGCACCAAGCACAGCUCGAUGGUUUUGAUGGGAGUUUGUGGCGAGUGUAACAUAACACUAUAA
Molecule: messenger RNA, 330 nt
Organism: Danaus chrysippus (African queen)
Lineage: Eukaryota; Metazoa; Arthropoda; Insecta; Lepidoptera; Nymphalidae
Source: the annotation of a GenBank genome assembly